CCAAAACAGCAAAAUGGGUGAAGCUCUGUUCGAGCUGGAGCAACAUUUCAGGUCCAAAAAGGUCAAUUUGACGCCUGAAGAAAGAACGCUUCUUUUAACUUGCAAGUCCAAGGCUGUCAGGGAGUUUACAUUCGGAGGUCUUGCUGCUGCUACUGUUGCCUGGACAGCAUCUUCAAAGCUGAAUAAGCUUAUUCGAAUCAACCUUUCAGGAGGAGCUGCUGCUUUAUUUGGACUGUGGAGAUUCUCUAGAUCCUUAGAUUCAUGUGUUAACCAUAUUCUUUCUCAGGAUGGAAGUAGGAUGCAGGCGGAGUUAGCAACUAUAAUGGUGAGGAAGUACCAGAAUGAUCCUUCUAGGAUGCGGCUUAUCUCUAAACAGUUCUACUCUGAGAAAGUUUUUGAUGAUGCUACCUCAGAUCAACCAACAAUAAGGUGGCGUUAUCGGAAUUAUUUUAGUGAUAACAUUACCCAUGGUCGAGAAACAAAUGACAGCGACUUUUACAGCAACUCUCAAGGUGAUUCGGACAAGGGUUCCCAUGGUAACCAAAACACUACCUCUGGCAGUGAUUCCCAACACACCCAAAAUGUCUCUGACAAAAAAUGGGUCAAAUUUGAUCCCAAACAAGUUCCUACGAACUCGGGUGUUGAUUCAAUGGUAGACCCGCUUGAUUGUGUUUUUGGUAGUACAACAAGUGAGGAGAUUCUUCUUCCGAGUACCUCCAGCAGUUCCCCGAAAGCACACACUCGUAACCGGAAAAGAUCUCACCGUAGGCGUCGGAUGCACCAUCAAGAAGACUUACCGCACUACCAACAAACGUAACUGCGAGUUGAAUGCAAUUGAACAGUGGAGAAGAUCAAAGGGGAGAGUUACACGGAAUUAGAAAUUGCUUUUUCCUAGUGUUUUGUGUGUUUGACAGCCUCCUUCAGGAAGAGCAUCUUUAUGAACUUUACAACUCUAUCGGGCAAGUUACUGUCAUUUACUUUUCACUGCUGUGUAAUUAUUGAAGAAUCAAAUAGUGAAGUUCCAUCUGGGCUCGAUAGGCACUUGUAAAUGUAAGUGCUACUUCAAUGGGCAAGAACAAAAAUAAGUGGUUGGUUUGGAGAUGCA
Molecule: messenger RNA, 1105 nt
Organism: Prunus mume (Japanese apricot)
Lineage: Eukaryota; Viridiplantae; Streptophyta; Magnoliopsida; Rosales; Rosaceae
Source: RefSeq, a predicted model, not a curated record